Porites lobata is the source of this 4142-nucleotide messenger RNA. The record is from the annotation of a GenBank genome assembly. Lineage: Eukaryota; Metazoa; Cnidaria; Anthozoa; Scleractinia; Poritidae.
AUGGCUGAACAGUUCUGCACUCGUGCGCUUCAUUCCUUGGUUCAAGUUGUUCAUCACAGAAGAUCUUCCCUCCUUGCUUUGUGUGUUUUAGACUUUGUAUUUUCUGUCGUGGCGACUCUUGAAAAUCUGUUAGUUAUUCGCGCCUUAAUGAAAGCCUCAAAGAUACCGGCUACUGUCAAAAAGCUGUUCCUAAGUCUGGCUUUCUCUGAUCUUGCAGUUGGACUGUGUUCGCAGCUUAUGACCGCUAUUAUCAGCGCCUCGAUAUUGGCAUCAAGUGGAAACAACACCGCCUUCUUCUGUCCAACAGUUUUGGGUGUGAAAAGUUACUUUUUGUAUCUUCUCGGCAGUGCAUCUCUUCUGAAUGUUAUUUUUAUCGCAUUUGAUAGACUUCUCGCUGUUUCGCUCCAUCUGCGAUAUCAGGAGCUUAUCACACCCAAACGUGUUAAUAUAGCAUUGGUGUCUUUGUGGUUAAUAAGUUGUAUCACCGCCUUCAUAUUCGUUUUCCUUCCGACGAGCAAUGAAAUAGUAGCUGCAGUUAUUUUAAUGAUAGGGUAUGUUUUGACCACCGUAGCAUAUGUUCGUAUUUACAAAGUCGUCAAAUAUCAUCAAAAUCAGAUAUACAGGCAAAAUCAGCUUCAAAAUGCCCAAACAAGGGAGGCACUCCGACAAAGGAAGUCCGCCUAUAAUGCUAUAUUUGUCUAUCUUGUUUUUCUAGCUUGUUAUCUUCCUCUUUUGCCUUCAACAAUACUGUACAUGACAAAUACUUCUGAAAUUUCGUUUAUUGUCGCUAAUUACGCAUCGUUAUUCUUGAUCUGCCUGAAUUCAUCAUUAAAUCCUCUUGUUUAUUGCUGGCGGUACCGAGAAAUUCGCCAAAGUGUAAAAAGCACAGUGAAGAAAUUAUUUCACAUGAACGAGAACGUGACAUGAGAAACGAUUUAAAGCUUCGGAUAGUUUGAACUGAAAGUCUUUCCAGUGUCUUUUGCGAGGUCUGCAAAACGAAAUAUGGUAAGGACACCAAUGGACUUAUUUUGGUGCAAAGAAAAUGAGAAAUGUAAAACGAAACAGAAUAUUCUGUUAGAAACUGGAACUGGUGUUGAUAAAUUGUGAAACGCGAACUGGCUAAUAAACUUCUCAACGUUCUCAACGUUUCCAAGCCGACAUAUAUGUGAAGCCUGUCAUCCGUUACAGUUACUCACUCAUAAUCCCCUGCCACUUUGAGGAACAAUCAUACAUGAUAUACAUUUAAACGAUAUGUUUGUAUACUUUACAAAAAAGCAACGCAAGACUCUUAUUUUUUCCAAAUUCUAACCUUUAUAAAAACACAACCUAGUGUCUAAAGCUUUCAGAAAAGACGGAUCGAAACUACAGCACCCUGAUUUGCUGGAUAAAAGCCAAUCAACCCGCACCAUUUUCGAUCCUCCAAACGAUCAAGGGUGCAUAUAAUGACGGCUAACAAUACGGAAUGGUUAAGAGUUCACCUUCAACUAAGGAACAGUUGCUAAAUUUUUCAAACUAAAAGCUUGCGUCCGAUUGCUUAAAAGUUUAAAUAAGAGUAGAAUUGAACAAAAUCCAUCAUUAUUUUGUAAUGUGUAAAUCAUUUGCUGGUUGGAUCAAUUACGACAAAAAGCGCCCCCUUUCAACUUUUUACAUUAUUUAAUGUUCUCUCUUUAUACCGAUCGUUUUCAAUUAAACAAGCGGUUCCUCACAUCUCUAUUAUGGACAGAGACGUAAUUGGAAAUUAAUGGAAAAGGCCUAUAUACAAUGUAUUACGGUGUUUAAUUGUUUUGCUUGCAAUACUUACGUCACAAAACCUUCCCCUUGUUUUCCCCUUCCCCCGAUUGAUCUUGUCUACAAUCAUUCGAUGUUUCAACCCUAAAAAUUCAUUCCAACAAUAACACUGAAGUUUUGUUUGCACUCUGCCUAUAAACAUUAAGUCUUAGUCUUUAGUUAAUCAGAACCAUCUAUAUAACGUGUGACAGCAGAUGACUGUUACGAAAGAUAACUAAUUAACCGAGAAGGUAAUUAAUGCAGAUAUUUCAUCGAAAGGAAAAAUUCAUGUUUAUAGUCUUUACAAGUGAAACCAUGCCUGAAACUCAGCUACCGUUUUUAUCGUAAACUAACCUCUAAAAGAGACAAGCCCGUCCCAGUGUGAGGAUUUUCCUCUUUUAUGGAUGACAACAAACCGAAAAACGUCACUUAAAACUGUUUCAGACUUCAUCGAUCUUGUUCAGUUUCAAUUAAUUUGUCAAAUGUCGGCUAAAAUGUCUGCGGUUAAAUCCGAAAAGACCGUAUUUAAGUUUAGAAAAAGAAAAAAAAAUUGUGUUGUUUUCACCUAGUUUAUAAAGCGGACGCGUGAAAUUAGGAAGUUUCACGUCGUACUCGUGCUACGACGACUAAGAAAUGCACAAAAAAGCGUGAUGCACGUGCAAAGUUGUUGUUUUGCUAUCUAAACUUAUUGCUUUUUCGCCGUUCUUGUUGCCGUCGCCGUCGUCGUUGCUUAAGCUCCCUAUUGUUGUGAUCCAAAAAUUUUGUUACUAUGGUAACACGACGUCACACUUCUCCUCUCUAUUUAGAGUGGUCUUUACACUAGAGCCUAAAUAAGCUAAGAAAUAUUUCGAGACAAGUAAAUUUUAAAUUCUUCAAGUAAAAGAAAGCUUCACACACAACCUUUCUUUUUUACUUCGGUUUUACUUAAACCUAUUUUCCUACGCAACAUAAUUAAGAUUGAUUGACAUGCUUCGCCUUUCUCAAAGCAAAGAUACCGCAAUUUGGCUAAGUCAGUUUUAAGGAUGGUUUUGAAGUCACUUGAAAAUUUCUUGAAUCGUUUCAACUUUCCGACUUUAAUGAGAUGCAAAGUAAAGUUACUUGAAAUUUUACUUAGGCCUUCACACACGCAUUUUCGUUAAGUAAAACUUGGCAGCUCUUAAGUCUUACUUAACAGCCUUGUGUAAACACAACCAAUUGCUUUGCUUUCAAAACUUAGCUCGCAAAACCUUUCCGAUCUUUCCUGGGUGGCUUUGUCUACAAUCGAAUUGGUGUUUAAACCCUAUUAAAAUUUACACCAACAAUAAGAAUUUCUGUUUCCACUCUACUUAUAAACAUUAAGUCUAAGGUUCUGCAAAACGAAACGGCUAUAUAACGUGUCACAGCAGAUGGCUGUUAUGAAAGGUAGCUAAUCAACCGAGGGGUAUAUCAACGUAUAUAGUUUAUCGAAAGGAAAUCUAUAUAAUAUUACAAUUUAAAACAUGGAUGAACAGUACUGCGCUCGAAUGCUGGAUUUUUUGGUACAACUUGUUAGCCAAAGGAGAAGUUUCUUCUUUGCUUUCUGUGUUUUAAACUUUGUAUUCUCUCUCGUGGCUACUCUUGAAAAUCUUUUAGUUAUCCGUGCGUUAACGAAGGCUUCUACGAUACCUGCCACCGUCAAGAAGCUGUUCCUAAGUCUGGCUUUCUCUGAUCUUGCAGUUGGACUGUGUUCACAGCUAAUGAAGGCUAUUAUCAGUGCCUUGAUAAUUAAGAUGGCAUCGAGUGGAGACAAUUUAGCCACCUUCUGCCCAGCAGUUUUAAACGUGCAUUCUUAUUUCACGUAUCUUCUCGCCAAUGCAUCUUUUCUGAAUGUUACUGUCAUUGCAUUUGAUAGACUUCUCGCUGUUUCGCUCCAUCUGCGAUACCAGGAGCUUGUCACUUCCAAACGUGUUAUAGUAGUGUUAGUGUCUGUAUGGAUAAUAAGUUGCAUCCUCGCCUUUAUAUACAUUUCUCUUCCAAAAGGCAUUGAAAUGGUAGCCGUGGGAAUUGCCCUCGUAGGCAGUAUUCUGACAACCGUGGCAUAUGUUCGUAUUUACAAAGUCGUAAAAUAUCAUCAGAACCAGAUAUAUACUCUGAAUCGUCUUCAAACUGCGCAAACAAGGGAGGCACUUCGACAAAGGAAGUCGGCUUAUAAUGCUUUAUUUGUCUAUGCUGUUUUUCUAGUUUGUUAUCUUCCUUUUUUGCCUAGCACAAUAUUGUAUGUGACAAACACUUCUGAAAUUUCAGUCCUCAUAGGUCAAUUUACCUCGCUGUUCUUGAUUUGCCUGAAUUCAUCAUUAAAUCCUCUUGUUUAUUGCUGGCGGUAUCGAGAGAUUGGCGAAAUUGUAAAAAACACAAUA